ACUGUAUAUGAUGAAGUAUGGCAACCCUUACUGGACAACCUACGUAUUAUACGAGAAUCAGACGCGUCCACUUUUCAUUGUUUGGUGGACUGAGACAUAUUUCAUUGCUUCCUAGACCGUCAUGCGGCAAAGUCGUCCUCUUGACUUUCUCUUGUAAAGAUCACACCCCCAUCCACUACAAAAAGUAUCCUGAGUUAAGGCGGAGCCGUUGCAAAGACAGGUCCGCCGAGCAUCACCAGCACCAGACCAAAAUAAAAAAAGUAAACAAACAAAGCGUCCAAAGCAAGGCGCGGGAACUGGCGGAGCUACUCGAACACUGUGCUGCUGGGGCUAUAGAGGCCGUGGUCCCAUGGCCAAACCAUCCCCCUAAUAUACUGAAGAAGGGAGAGUGGCCAGGCACCCUGCAGCCACGCCUGUGACCACCACGCAGCACGCCGCCAGGGACAACCUUAGAGGACUUGCUGGGCAGUGACACCCUUAGCCCCAACAUGGCCUUCCAAGCUCUCAAGUGUACACAAACCUUCCUGCAGAAGUCGGGGCAACUCGACAGGAUCUAAUCCCCACUUUGGUGACAGAACGACAAACUUAAAACACCUGAUAGCAAUUACCACUGACGGGGCCCUGGAAGUCGUGGUCCCACAGCCUAACUAGCCCCAUAAAACACUCAAGAAGAAAGUAGUGGGUUUAUUACGGGCUGGGAGGAAUAGCUCCUCCCAUUAGGGUGGUCGAGGCCCCCCCAUUAGCAGGUUACAUCAAAUUAGGUUGGGGUAGUUUAAAUGAAUUUGACACGCAGUGUGGGGCGACGGAAACAUGCAGUGGAGGAUGGGACAUGGCGGUUGCACGGGCCGGUGUUGUGAGAAAUAUCUCCGCAGAAAUAAGGGUAUGAUUCCACAUCAUACCCACAUCAUACCUGUCCAAAAAUUUACCCUCUACUGGACCCUCACAGCCAUAGGAGUCUCCUUGGUCACAGCCUGUUACAGGGGAGGGAUUUAAAACAAAGGAAGAAGCAGACAAAGUGAAGGACCUAAUAUAUACAUAUUUUGGCGGAAAAGAAACAAAAUUGAAAAAGGAAUUAUGGAUUAGGAGUAUAAUGCGUAAUGAAACAAGAAAAAAAACAGGAAGAAAAGAAACCCAAAUAUGCACACAGGCAUGCUCACCUGGUUUACUCACCAAAAUCAGUGAAAUUUGAAUCUGCAUGGACCCUGAACUUGAAAAAGCUCUAUAUGAUGUUGAGGCCGCAGAACAAUAUGCAGGAAAAAAAAUACAGGAGGUUGAAGAAGAAUUGAGACUCUUUGAUCUCGAUGAUAUACACUCAACUCCUCAAGAAGAUACAGAAUCUGAGCAUGGUGAUAUACCAUUUUAUCUGGCGCCGGAUGGAAUUGACAUUUUUAAGAAUGACAUGUACAGUCUGUAUACUGAAGAUGACCUUGUCUGGCCCUUCGAAGAUGAUACUGAUACUUUCUUGUCCGUGAUUGAUGAAAGGGCCGUGAAAGAAUUCAUUAAGAGAGGCUACCUGAUGAGGGAGUGUUCUUCCACGAAUCUGCUUGUUGAGUAUGUGUUCCACACGAUGUGCUGCACCUCAGAUGAAAAGCUGCGUUACUCCUCCUACAACACACUCAUGUACCUGUUAAACACCUGCACGUCAUUCUCCAGCAUCAAGGCACAGCUGCAUAUGGCUUUAGUAAACUUAGGCGCUGAUCUCGACAACCUGAAGAUGGAUACAUCAGAGUAUGACUCGCCUGUGUUCCCUGACUCUUGUGAUGCACCCCAAGGCAAUGUGAUGACCAGGACAGAGCUUCGGAAAGUGCUGGUGUUGGUCCUCCAGUUCUUGAGUGUGUGCCUUGCCAGUCGUGAGAAACACACAGACCAAGAUCCAGAUGACUUCAUCCUCCACCUCAUUGCUCUUGGUCUAGAUUCUAAAAUCAUAGACCUGGCUCUGGAUGCACACAUAGGCGUCUGCAUCUCACACUGCCUCUGCUGGUAUCCCUCUAAUGAACAUUUUAAACAGAAACUGAAAUACUUGGUGGGGAGGAUCCUGGAAUACUGUGAGGGUGACAUCCUGUCGGUGGUGCACUUGUGCCGGGCCUAUGUAGUCCCCACGUACCGAGGUAACAUUCUCAAGAGGGCACUCACCUUCCACCAACUGCAAACCCACCUCAGGUUACCAGAUGAAGAUUUUGUCUCUGAUAUUCAGGCCAGACAUGUGGUUCACCUGCUCUCAAAGUUCUAUGAAAGACCCAAGAGGGACAAAACCAGCUGCCACUCCUACUACAUCCUCACCCUGCUGGACCUCUGCAUCAAUGAGGAAUUCUCGCUCCAGCCAGAAAACAGGAGUGACAUAUUAAAAGUUUGUGACCUGGUAAAGCAAGAAAUGGGUCAUGUGCAAUUCACUGCCGAGGACGUGUACUCAGCCAUCAUCACGUGGUAUCUGUGUCAUGUGACAUUAAAGUGGAAGCGGCCUGCAAGCAUAAGCAUACAGAAGAGCGAGACAAUUAUGAAACCAAGUUGGGAUGACACAGAACAAACUCAGGAGAGUGUUGAACCCCAAGUGAGUGACACAGAACAAACUCAGGAGAGUGUUGAACCCCAAGUGAGUGACACAGAACAAACUCAGGAGAGUGUUGAACCCCAAGUGAAUGACAUAGUACAAAAUCAGGCGAGUGUUGAACCCCCAACGAAUGACGCUGAACAAAGUCAGGAAAGUGUUGAACCCCACAAGAACGACACAGACCAGAAAGAAAUAGAGCAUAUGAAGAGGAAACACAGUGACAACAUGAUCGACAAUACCACUGAGGUGUGUGAUGUUGCUCCUGUUGCCCCGCUCAGCCCGGUUUACCCUGAGGACUUUACUGGGUUUAAUGAUCGUGAACCGCCGCAAAACAAGAAGAGCAAGUUGCUGCGGGAGGCUGCUACCCAUCUGGCUGCGCAGGAGGGUUGUCAUUAGCGUUCUCACUUUCUUAGAUGAAAUUUCCAAUAUUUAGUGAUUUUAUUUCCCAAAGAUUUCAAGGAAAAUCCCAUGAAAAUUCCCACAAGAUUAAAAAGGGAAAAUUUUAUUUUUAAUACUGUUUUAUUACUUCUGACAAAAGAAAAAAAUGUGAUUGUAAAUGUUACAAUUAGGAAAAUUAGUGGAAUUUCAUAUUUAUUUUACAUAAAAAAAUAUAGUUACAUCAUUCAGUCUCCAGAACAAUAAUGUUAUUUUUCUCCUUGAGAGAGAGUUUUACUACUUCUCAUAAAAGAAAAAAAUAAAUGUUACAAAUUAGGAAAAUUAA
This is a messenger RNA of Eriocheir sinensis (Chinese mitten crab), 3269 nucleotides long. RefSeq lists its product as uncharacterized. The coding region runs from base 1196 to 2944 and encodes 582 amino acids. The record is from RefSeq and is a predicted model, not a curated record. NCBI's taxonomy places the organism in Eukaryota, Metazoa, Arthropoda, Malacostraca, Decapoda, Varunidae. The transcript has 13 exons.